Molecule: messenger RNA, 3762 nt
Organism: Microtus ochrogaster (prairie vole)
Lineage: Eukaryota; Metazoa; Chordata; Mammalia; Rodentia; Cricetidae
Gene: Lrrc75b
Product: leucine rich repeat containing 75B
Source: RefSeq, a predicted model, not a curated record
UAGCCCGCCUCCCUUCCACCGUCUCGGCGCCCGCCCGCAGCGGCCAUGGGGGCGCGGCUGGGGCGACGGGCAAGGGCAGCGGCCGGCUCGGAUGCCCCUGCGGCAGAGGGCUCCGGGCCUGCGCCCUACGAGCGCCGGGUGCGCUGGCUGCGAGAGAUCCAGUCCACGCUCCGUGAGCGGCGACCAGAGCGCGCUCGGCAGCUGCUGCGCCUCCUGCGCCAGGACCUGGGCCUUGAAGGGAACCUCCUCACUGACAUCCUCUACAGGAACGUGGCUUUGCUUAACCUGGUGGACCCCAUCUCCCAUGACUUGCUGGUGAACCUGGCCCGGGACCUGCAGUGCCCCAAGAAGGACCAUGAGCCCUGGAAGUCCUCAGAUAAGAUCUGUCGGCAGCUCAUCUACCACCUCACUCCUCACUCCAAGCGAAAGCCCCACCGGAAAACCCAGAACAGCCUCAAGAGCGGCCUCCAGAAGACUCUGCUGGCAGGGGAGACAGUGGACCUUUCUGGUAUCCCGCUGUCCGCCCGGGAUGUCCAGCACAUAACCCGCUACCUGAGCAGCCACGGUGUUGAGCUGGUGGUCUUAGACCUGAGCUUCACGGAGCUGAGCGAUGAGCUGCUGCACUUGUUGCUGCCCAGCCUCUGGGCUCUGCCCCGCCUCACCCAGCUGCUGCUCAAUGGCAACCGACUGACUCGGGCUGCUGCGCGCGAACUCACGGAGGCUAUCAAGGACACCGCCAAGUUCCCCGUGUUGGCCUGGGUCGAUCUGGGUAACAACGUGGACGUGUCUUCACUUCCCCAGCCCCUGCUGGUUGGCCUGCGGCGGCGACUCAGCCAGCACACCUCCCUCCCCACCAUCUAUGAGGGUCUGGACUUUGAGCCCGGGGGCGGCACGGCUGGGACCACAGCGGCUGUCUCCACCUGGGGCUCUGCAGCCAAUGAGCCAGGACUAGAGCCACAGGGUUGUUGUGCUAGGUGACUAAUUGGUCUGCUUCAUUGGUACUGACUGAAGUCUUUUAAGAAUGAGGUCCUGGGGGCUCACGAUGUCCCACAGAGAGACAGUGCAAAUACUCAACUUGGGGUGAAGUGGGUGGAAGAAGGGUUUUAUGGGAGACAAGCCAGCCAGCCCAGGCUAGGGCUCCACCGCACCCAGCAAAGAGGGGACCCAGCACCCACAGCCCAGACCUUCCAAGAAAGGAUGCUAUUGAUCCCUUACCUCAGGCUUCUUCCACUGCAGACUUCAGACUGCUGAGCUCCAGGCUUACUGCAGAGGUAGGAAAACCCCACCCGCCCGGAGUGGGUGGAUCACAGCCGCGCUGAUGUCCCCUUAGCGCUCACUGGCAGGGCGCCAUGGAAACCAAGGUGUAGCGGUCAUGGAUUCAAUGGUGUGGACUCAAGAGUGCGAGGAGGCAUGAUGUCUGUGCAGCAUUUGAGCUCUCUACGUUUGGGGGCUUCAGGGGAGCAGGCUGGGAGUCACAGACGGGCAGAGCUCUGCACGGAGCCCCACAGCAAGUACAAUCAGGGCCCCUCAGUGUGCGCUGGGCUAGGGACAAGGCUUCACACAGCAAAGGCAAGGUCACAGGGGUUCUGAGGGGGUGACUCUGGGUUUGUCUCCCACAGGGCACAGCACUGCCCACUCUCCCCAGCUCUAGUCUCUAGGCUUCCUGUACAGGGUGAGGAGAUCUGGCUGACUGGAGAUGAGCUGUAGUGUUUCCUCUAGUUCUGGGGUCACACAGCAUGUAAGGGGUGGAAGUGGGUCCGGUUAGCAUCAGGAGUUCUCGGGGGGGGGGGCAGAACAGACCUAAGGGUCUCUCUAUAGAGAGUUGCUAUCAUCCUUUCUCAAAUCCCUCAAGGGGGAUUCUCAACUAGAAACAUGAUGUCUGACUGCUCUCACUGCCCUGUUUAAGAGACUAGAGGUUUUAGCUCAAGCAGUAGAGAGGCAGAACAUGUGGGGAAGGGACUCAGAGAAGCCCUGGGUGGGGAAACCAGUGGCCUAAGGCCUCUGUGUAGAGCCAAGACUUAAGGCCUGGUGGCAGUGGAGGGCAGCCUCAGUGUUAAGGUAAAGGCUUGGGGUUGGAGGCUCACCCUGGACCCAUGUGCCCAGAGCCUGCUAGCUCUGACUCCCCCACCUCACUGUCUGUCUCCAAGUGGACUAUGGACAGUAUUUAGCUCCCCCAAAAAACACCAGUUCCAGCACAUCCCCAGAUCAGCGGCCAAGAAGGGAGAGGGCUGGAUUACAUCAGCUCCCAGGCCUGGCACGGAGGUCCGAGGAGGAAAAGGAUUUCACCUCAUGCUCCACAGCUUUAGACACUGCCUACCAAGGGACAGUGAGAAGAACCCAGGGCCUCAGGCUCUGCUCUGCACGCGCUGGAGGACCUGGCUAGGUCCUCGGCUUCUUUGGGCCUGGGACCCAACAUCCCCCUCUCUGUUAAACAGAGCUUGCUGCCCUGGAUCCUGGCACUCAGUGCUUCAUCUAGAAGUACUACAAUGGCCUCCGCCCCUCCCACCCCCCAUCCCCCCGCCCCCCUCGUCGCACUUGUUUUACAGACAUGGCUUUGAGUUAUAGAACUUUCCCUGUGCCUUACACACCCAGGACAAGGAGCCAGGCAAAGCCGAGUGGGGAGUCUGGGUCAGUGGAGAAGGAAGGGAGGGCCAGCUUUGGGCCUAGCAGACUGAUAACUCCAUCACAUGCUCAGGCAGCUGAGUUCUCCCUGUAAUUCCUUGCUGCAUGAAAUCGGUGCUCAGGGGCUCCCCUGGCCUUCCUACUCUCUGCCCACAGCUGGUCUGAAGCCAGCCCACAAACCUUUAGGUAUCACCGUGCGGCGGCGAGGUUCCUCCUAGGAUGAUGUGUGAGGGUCGGAGCCAGGUGUCCUGGCAGCUUCCAGGCAAGUCCAGGUGGCAGCAGAUGGUCUCAAUGUCUCCACCUUUUGGAGGCAUGUGACACAAUAGCCGAACCAGAUCCUGAGAGAGCUUAGGAGCUGUGGGCGAAGUUGGCCUUGCUGUGACACAAGUGGUCCUGGCUCAUCACGGAGUUCUCAUGACUACCAGCGGGGAGAUUCCAUGGGCAGGGACGGAGAUUUCCAGAAGUGAGGGAGGGCUGUGUCUUGUCUUUGUGCGACUGUAACAGAACACCACAUCCUGGUAACUUAUAAACAACAGGAGUUUAUUUAGCUCAUGGUUCCAAAGGCUGAGGAGUCAGACGGAAGGGCUACAUCUGGCGAGGGCUUUCUUGCUGUGUCAUUAUAUGGAUCACAGACCAAGAGAGUGUGAAAGGAGCCCCGGUGUGACAAUAAGGACUUCCGUGAAUGAGGGCAGAGUCCUGCUGACCUAAUCACUCUUUAAAUCACAUCUUCUACCUGUUGGGCUUCAAUGCAUGCACUCUGAGGGAGGCGUUCAAGCCUGUAGCAUGCUUCCCUCUGUGGUGUGGUGGUGAGGAGAGCAUCGGCCAGGAGAGAAGGAAGCAGGUGGGGGUCUUGCUCUGGUGCCCACUUGGGAGACAUACAAAUCCACCCAUGGUCCAGACCCAUCACUUCUAUCAGGGUCGUCCAUUUGGGAACUAAGUACAAAUUUCUCCUUGUUCUACUGAAGUGAGGAAGAAAUGCCAUGUGAGAGGAAUGGGUCAGCAUGCUGUAGUAUCAAUAAGUUCACCCAGGUGCUUUGUGUGGAGAGGUUUGGCAAGAUAUAGGCUGAAAACACAUCAAUCAUCUGUCUGUCUGACUAUCUGCUAUCAUCUAUCACCUCUCUACUAUCACCUAUGUAUGUA